Molecule: messenger RNA, 531 nt
Organism: Ornithorhynchus anatinus (platypus)
Lineage: Eukaryota; Metazoa; Chordata; Mammalia; Monotremata; Ornithorhynchidae
Product: atherin-like
Exons: 2
Coding region: 1-531 (176 amino acids)
Source: RefSeq, a predicted model, not a curated record
AUGAGGCCCGCGCGCCCCCCCCCACCCCCCCCCGCCGAGGACCCGGAUGAAGCCCGCGCGCCCCCUCGCCCCCACAUGCGGCCCGCGCGACGCCCCCAGGCCGAAGACCCGGAUGAAGCCCGCGCGCCCCCGCUCCUCUCCCCCAGCCCCCGGAUGCGGCCCCCACCUCGAGCCCGCCGCGGACGCCGCCUCACCGGAUCCGGGCCCGCGUGGCUCCCGCUCCCCAACGCCGUCGCCGCCGCGUCACCGAGGCCCGCACCAGCCCCGCCGCCCCCGCCUUCGCCGCCUUUUAAAGGUCGGAGCGAGGCCCGGCCUGCCCCCUCCACGCCCCCGUCUGUCCCAGCAGCCUCCGCGCCCGGGCGGGGGGCGGGGAAGGGGGGAGUGGCCCCGCCGCCUGCGGUCACGUGGGGCGCUGUCGUCGCGCGCCGGCCCCCCGCGCAUGCGCGCCCGCCGAGGGACCAGUACAGCCGCACCUGCCUGUACAAUGGGCCACUGGUUCUGGCUAACUUUCACCACUGCAGGCAACCGUGA